Messenger RNA from Giardia duodenalis, 20220 nucleotides. RefSeq lists its product as uncharacterized. NCBI's taxonomy places the organism in Eukaryota, Fornicata, Diplomonadida, Hexamitidae. The transcript has a single exon. Bases 1 to 20220 code for a protein of 6739 amino acids. The record is from RefSeq and is a predicted model, not a curated record.
AUGACCCAGCCACUUCGUGUACCAGCGAUGCUGGGUGGCGAAUCCCUUAAGAAGAGUGAACAUAUUAAGCCAGAACAUAAAGAACUGCAUAAAGCGCCGAGCAAGACAGCUUCUAGCGCAGGUGGGUCAGGUGUUAACGUCGAGUUGCCACCGCAGGCCCGCCCAGUCGGAGAGCACAGAUCGAGCUCGUCAGCGAUUCCAUUGAAUAGUUCAUGCACACAAUGGGACAAGAGCAAUGCUGUGGCCCCCUCUCCGCACGUGUGCUCCAUAUUCGUGGCAGACAUGGACAGGCUCUGUGGUGGCCUGCCGGUUCUCUAUCGUUACAGCGCGCAUGGUAUUCUGCCUGCUUAUCUCCUUUCCAUCAGCCCACGAACGAGGCAAGCCGUCGUUCGAGUCCCGUCGGCGUAUAAUGCAGAGUUGCUGGAGCUCUUUGUGACUGUUCCGACGAGCGCGUUGAUGCUUGUGCCUCACUUUCGACAGGGUGGCCUCGUCGGGACACUUGGGACGCUGGCCUACUCUGCCUAUUUGAAGGAGACCAAGCUCCCUCGUGACUUGCUGCAAUCCUCCGUGGCUGCUGAUAGUGGCAUGGCAGUCAGAAUUGUAGAGGAAACAGAGUCUGCUGCGAAGACCAUAUGCCAGACUCUUCAGACCGCAGAAACGAAUCUGGUCCAGAAGCUGGUUGUUCCACCGCGAUGCAAUCAGGCGUUUCUGGGCGCCUUGACACCGACUGAGCUGUCACACAUGGGCAUAAGGCAGCCAGGAUACGAUGUCGCAGACGAUGAGCCCACAGAAGCUUCGGGAAUACUUGACACAGAGUACAGCGAUGUGGUUUCAGAAGUAUCGGCUUCCCUUAGUGGCGGUGCUAAGAAUCAUGCAAGGAAGCCACUGGUUAUUUGCAUAGGUGAUCUUUACUUUUCACGGUACAAUCCUCUUUUCCACCACAAAGCUUAUACAUGCUUAAGUGACCUCGUAGACCGUGAGCUCAGGCGACUGAGAUUCCCUGAUGGCUCUGAUCUGGUGGGACUGAAGAAACGUCUCUUGAAGAACCUUUCAGAGGAAUACCUUCUUUCGUUGACGGCAGUGAAAAACGCUUUGGACAUGUCAACAACGAAGAAUGCAUUUGUCUGUGAUACGCUCUUAUUACAAUCAGGUCUUAGCCUGUUUGCAACCUGCGCUCAAGAUAAUCUUGUGGACAUCGGAGACCUCUAUCAACGAGUAUCCUGUAAUUGCGAUGCACUCCUGAAGCAUCUUGAAGAUGAUUAUGACCGUGCAAUCAACAAAUCUAAUAGUAGAGAACGAUUCAGAACUUGUUACGCUGCCCUAACUUCGUCCACCAAGUUUGAAAAGCAAUUCCAGAGAAUUCUAAACAAAUACCUUGCAGUUCUUCUUCCAAAGAUACAUCUAUUUGUAUUGUCUUUGGGAUCCAUCGGAGACACCGACCUUCACACCCUGAUCGAUGCCCUCAUUUGUAUAUUCCAGUUCCUUGAGACUAACUCGCUACAGACACAUCCGUUUUAUAAUAUCGUUCCUUUCCUAGAUAGUCUUCGGGAAGAAGUAGUGGAUCUAGUGGUUCUAUUCUCAGACUGCUUGGUACCAUCCACCUAUGUGGACUUUAUACACUUUGUUCUAGGGUCUAACCUUUACAAUCUAAUAUGUACUACUAAAGAUUUAUCGUCUAAUUCCAGGAUUGCAAGUGCUAUUGCCUCAUUGAUUAAGGAAGAGCAGCUACCCACUUACAAAACAGAACUGAUUGUGCGAUUAAAAAAGGCAGUGGUAUCGUCUAGAAAUAGACAAAAGAGAGGAGUGAAGCUCAGGAAGGCUCAGUUCUACACACAUCUGAAUAAGUUCCUUGUAGAGCGGCUCUUGUCCUCUGUUGCCUGCAUCAUGUGUGAGGAGUACGUUCGAACGAUGCGAGCAAACGAAGCACAGCAGUCCACAUUGAGAUGCCCGGAGGAUAUCAUAAAGGUCUAUAUGCUCUUUGUGCGCAUCCUAGCCAAUAUUUGCGCAGAUGAAUACGCAGAUGCAGCAUUGAAGUGGCAGACAGACAUGCUCGAAUACAUGGACGUCAUGAGCGGCAGAGCAGUUUCCGAUCAACGACCUUUGGCUCAUCCCGAUGGGCUCGUCAAGAGUUCACUUCUGGAGCGCCUUGAAACACUAGGAUUAUUUCCAGUUGAUGAGGAGCAGGACACCCUUGCCAACGUACUGCAAAUUGAACUGGAUUUUGUAGCAGAUAUCAACCAGAGUAAGACAGACAUAACGGGAUUGUACACCAAUCCGCCUCCUGAGGCAAUUAUCGAUUCUCUCCGUGAGCUAUUUUUCUGUGCACUCGAUAGCUCAAACUAUCUCUACAUAAUUAUCAAGGAGUUCUUUAAAACCUACGUUGCAAGAGGCAUUAUCCCUAGGGACGAUCUGGUCUUCUUAUCAGCAGAUGUGGGUUCCACAAAGGUGCUUGAAGAAUAUAGGGCGCUUGAGGCACAGAUUUUAGCUCCAUUGAGGAGUGCACCACUAGAUAAGAUUAUCUCAAGCACACUCACGAAAGUGCAGCAAGAGGCCCAGGCCAAGAAGACGCCGUUCAUAAGUGCUCCAGGUUGGAAAGGCGCACAUGGUGCCAAUAUGGUUAGUGUCUCUCAGCAAAGACCACGUUCUACAAACGAUGUAGAUCUGGCUAAGGAGAUUUUCUCUGCAUAUUCUGGGCUUAUUUCAGAGACAGAUAUGUUGGAGUAUACACGACUUAGCAAGACAGACUCCCAGUUAAUUGCUGGGCUCUUGGCUCGCCGAAAGGCUCUUCUUGCUGAGUGGGUAGAGACAAUCUUCCAAUAUCAACUAGAUCACGAAAACCAAUCCUACCAAAAGGUAGCCCUGACUAAUGAUGACAUCUAUGGAUGCAAGCCGUUUCUAGAUAUGUGCUCGGAGUGUGAUCAUAAGAUUUCUGUGUCUCCAGCUUCAGAGCCUACUAAAGGACUUUUUGGAGAUCUAUUCGACUCGCUUAUUGGCGUCAUACGGCUAGCAUGUGAUAUUCUUAUUGAUGAGGUUGGGCUUAAAGAGUUGCGGAAGCUUGCAGAUAAAACCGUUCUUCAGCAGACCUGCCCUAUCCUCGAAGCCCCGCAACCAAUAUCUCUUCCACCACAGAUUAUAUUUAAUUUAGAUAUUGGUGGUUAUAAUUUGCUAUUUUUGUCCAGAGAUGAUGUUGCCGCUAUAGAUGUUUCAAAGACCCAAGGAGUCAGUCUUAAGACUGAAAUCCAAGACAGUUCGGAAGACGCAUUAGUGGUAUAUAGUGUAGAAGGUGUAGAAAGUACUACUGAUCCUAGUGCCGAUUCCUUGCAGCCUCGGCUAUUGACGUUCAACGAUGUUGAAAUAUUACUACAUCAGAAGCCCUCGGUUCUAAUGAAGCUCGUUCACAAUGCUACUAUCCUAACAUCUAAAAUAGAUAAUUUUCUUCUCAAUCAUAUUAUAUCGCUUCCUUCGCUAAUUGGGAAUAAGGUUAUUCGAUUUAACAACCUGCAGUUCAAGGCAGCAGUCAUCAAGGCCAUGUGUACCCUUCGCAGGACUGUAGCUGAUCAUACCCAUCUCAUAGUGAGAACGGUUACUUCGCAUCUCUUUCGAAUAGUCGUUUUGACAGAGUCUAUCAUGGGGAAAGAACCCAAGUCUCCGGAUGACCUUGCCUUAAUGAUCAAUGGCCUCGAAUGUUACGACAAUUUUGUAAAGUCGUGGAUACCAACAGGUCUAGUAUUGGUGGAUCUGCUUAUGGAAAUGCGUCUUCUAGAAAGCGGGUAUUUGGACUUUCUUUCUGUUCAAGUGGCUAAGCCUGCUCCCGAUGCUUCUUGUGUAUGGGGAUCCUUUUCGGCUUUAUACAGUAGUGAGAGCAGCGCACCUGUACAGAAUAACACACUAGAAGAUGGCUCAGGCACAGAUGUGCAAUCUAUUCGAGCGGACUGUAAUCCCCAUACAGAGCAAGUAUGCACUAAUACACCAGAUAAUGUUCCUAACGAUGUUCUGCCUCCACUGUCUGCAGAUCUGCUUUCUUGCUUCGCAGCGGUUGACCCUUCUGCACCCGCCUCUGAUGCUACUAACGAUUCUGAGUUUGCUGUCACACUAGACUACUUCAACAAUGCUCCCCACCGAUCGUUCAAUGUACACGCUCUAUUAGUUAAAAUUUUUAAGAUAACAGGUCUUCAGAAGAUUGCACGGCACAUAAUAAAAUCUCACACACGUACAUUUGCAAGGCACCUACUAAAGUUAAGUGAUUGGGUCUCUGAUACAACAGUACUGCUACAUGAAUACUGCAAGGAGGUACUGCGGAUGAGCUAUCGGGACAUCUUCAUAGCACGGUUCUACCCUCGCCAAUUCAAGCAGUCCUUUUUCUUCCUUACAAAAGAUUUGAAUAUAUCCUUCCUCGACGAUAACUUCGAGGUUUUAGAAGAUGAGCUUGUUAUGGAAUUUCUUGAGUCAAUCCAGGCUUACGUUAAAGGGUUUCAGCUGCUCCGUUCCCCAGUUGAGCGGUCUCGUCUCCGCAUGACACAACCAUUGACACGUGCAACCAUUCGCACAGCUGCUAUCCAGGACUCUCUGCAUUCUGGCCCCCAUAGUCGUCGAUUUAUGGCUCAAUACUUUCGCCCAGCCGAAGCUAUGCUUAUCCGUAACGUUACAAGCAGCGACGAGUCUACUCUUGACAUAAAUGAUGCAGAGUUAUUCAAACUAACUUUUAAUCAAGAAGGAGGACCAUCCAGUUCCUCUGCUAAUGAACUGGCUCAAGCAUUAACAGAAAGCACUUGCGACACACGCCCUCUCUCAGCAUCUUCGGCACCUCUUAAAAUUGCAGAUUUAAGAACCGCAUGCGAUACUGAAGAAAACGCAACUUCCCUAGCAGAAUGUCCGAAUCUAUUCUAUAACGUAUUUGAAAUUUUCAAUGAGCUACUGUACAUAAGCGACGUGCUGCAUCAAAUCCAUCAAGUGGCUCUCCGCUGGGCCGACUGCCUCGGAGUGACACUUAAUUUGGCGGACAAUCCGAAUGAGAUUGUAUCCAUCAUUCAUCCCGCAUCUGUACUCAUUACUUCACUGUAUAGCAUAAAGCAGCGGUACUUACAUCUGCAAACAAUCCUCCUGAAAGAUACCAACGUUCAAGAUUUCAUGACCCUUUUGUCUGAAGCCGCUCAGGCCAUCGUUAUAGGAAAGCAGAAUCCCUCUUUUCGUCUCUGGGCAGACACCAUUCAAGCCGCUGAGGCAGACUUACUAACGCUGGGCCCCAAGGUUUUCUACUUGCACUGCCUUAGUUCCCCUACCCUCAUGGCUGCUGACUUCAAACAGCUGGCUGAGGAACUUUCGCUUCCCCUCACAGAAGAUAAGUUGAUUCCAAAUGCCCAACUUCUCGACAUUUCUGAUUUUGAUUAUGCACUUCGUUUGGCCAGAAUGAUCUUUACUCGAGCGGAAAAGAGCACACAGACGCUUCUGCAGCUGGCCGAAAUCGAUACCUUUCUUCAGAACCUUCAGAUCUUCCCCUGCGAACUUGUUAUCCACAUCAAUCUGUCUAAUGAGCUAGGGGUACUGUUUAAUAAAUGGCAGAACUCCGACUCCAUGGCUACUCUAGAAGAGGAUCAACAGAAUCAGGACUUAGACGAGCCCCAGACGGCACCAAUUCAGCUAUCUGCUGUUCCACCUCGUGGGACCAGUCGUCGUGGAAGCAAGCUAAGUCUGGCUCUGUCGGCUCAGCCCAACAACGAGCCUGAUGAUAAGAAUAAGCAGAAUGCCUCCAGUUCUUCCUCCAAUGCGCCAAAAGGUCCCAAAGCCCGUGCAUUUUCACGUCUUAGUUCUCUCAAACUAAAUGUGGACGAAUUAUCAACUGCGGAAGAAACACCUGAAACAUCUGGUAUUAUAAUAUCCCACUGGAGUUCGGGCUCAAAGGAAAAUUUGCUUGCAAGUACCUCCGGUGCCCCGACCUCCACUGCAGGCUCCAUGACACCUAAUAGUAUGCUCUCGCACGCAAGCAAAACUGUGCUACCUUUCAUCCAGGUACACUCGGGGUUGCUGAAAGUCAUUCGGGAGGCCCUUUUUUUCGUGGCUGACAUCCUUUCUCGUAAGCACCCUCAUACAGUCCAGGCAAGAGCUCGCCAACUGGAGGUACAGCUUCUUCUCUUGCGCAGCGCACUUAUCUCUAUUAGUCGGGUUUCUAUGCUGCUCCCUGAACUCCUAUAUAUUCUACCUCGACUAACCAUUGUCAGGAACGGGGUUCAAGAUAUGUCCUUUCUUAGCUUGUAUAAUGAUUUUGGAGACUACAAACGGACCAUUUUUAACACCCUAAACGUCCUCCGUGAAGCAAACAAGCUAUCUAGUGUGAACCCUGGUCCGGGAUCGUUUCUGGCGUUGAUCACUGGCAAGCCUCAGUUAUUCACACAGCUUGCCCACUGCACACAUGACUUAAGUAGCAUUCUAGAAAAUGUAUACACGCAUGUGUUAUCUAUUCCGAUGAUUCCUCAUUACAACGGUAAGCCUGUGGCCUGUGCCCUUCUUCUUCCAAAGAUUCCCUCCAUCUUCUAUAGCAUCUUUUCUCUCCAAGAAAAUCUCAACACACUAUACUACUGCCCUGCAGUCUAUCAGUCAGUGCUCCCUAACUUUGAUCGCGUACUCCUGGGCAACCCCAGGAAUAUGAGCUACUGUGAGGUAGGAUUCAAUAAGAAGUCUAGUAUGCACGCGCUUCCUCAUCUUAGCCCUUCCGAUAUCAUCAUUGUUGGUUUAGAAUCAGGUUUUGAGCGUCUGUAUUUUGAGUAUGGACUCAGAGCACCGCAAGAACUUUUCCUUCUUUCUGGAAUGCUAAAUGAUAUGCGGCUCCAUCGAGAGGGUCUGCUUCGCGAACACAAGCGAGCGGUUCUUCUUCUUAUAUCUCUCAGGAUCUCUGAGCUUCUCUGCCAGUGUCUCUACCAGAGCAUAAUCUAUGCACUGACUGUUGUCUUUUGCCUACACCUGGAUGGGAAUGUUGACCACUUCUUUACUUUGAAGUUUACCAUUUUCGAGCAGCUAAAGCGUCACUUGGUAAGCCCAGAACUCCACGACAGCUUAGAGCAAAAGGUUGACUAUACCUUGCUUUCGUCAGAUUACAAAAUACCCGAGACUUAUAUCAAUACCAUCCGCCGAGAGCUUUUCGGGUUGACAGGGCCGAUGUCUAAUGAUGAUGAGCUAUUGGCAAAGAGCGUAGAGAAGGUUGCCAAAAUACAGUACUACAAACAGCGGCGCUGUCAAAGAUACCUUUGCUUCAAGGCAAUUGCUGCCCGUGUCUUCGAAUACGAUCAGCUUUUAAACCUCAUUAUACACCAAACAAUAGAAUACUAUAAUGACCACUAUGCAGAUGCAGAGAUUGCUGCGUUAAAGGGAUCUCGCAAGAAGGCAAAGAGUAUAAGGAUUGAGGCCAUCUCACAGCCGGACUUUGCAAAGGCGUUAUCGAUGGAAACAAUUUCCAAACUUCGAGAGAUCUUUGUGCAGAUCCAUCACUCAAAAAUACAUCGGUCCAUACUAACGAGCGCUGGAUGCAGUCUUAAUGUGGAGACAAAUAAGAUUUUAAGUAGCCUUGCUUAUGGGUUCAUUUCUUCCUCCGUGCUAAGAGACGACACUACAGAUGCAUUCAUCAAACCAUCCCAGAUGUCUUCUGCUCCUCCGACAAGGGUAAUGAUGACUGCAGAGGAUGCCACUCUUCGGUGUGCGACACGGGGCUUUGGAAAGGCAGCAGUCAAUAUUGUUAACUCUGCCGCCAGUGCUUCUAGAGCAAGAGAUUCAGAAGAAAAGGUCUCCGUGGAUUCUCACAGGACUACAGGGUCUAUAACAUUUACACAGGAUUGCAAGCUCUUUGUGGGGUCAUCCAUGGUCAAUCUGGGCCCACACUAUCUGGGAAAGGCGACUAUCUUGGAUUCUUUGCCGCUUAACUAUAAGCAGCUAGCCGUCGUUGCUAAGAUAAUAGUGGGGUUUGUUCAGCGCAAGCCUAUAUUCAUCUACUCUGACAAGCUGCGUGGAUACAACCUUCUAGAUACUAAGAUCAUAGCACAAUACACCAGUCGAUUACUCUGUACGCGGCACAUCUUUCUCUCGCUGACCAGUUAUUCCCCAGCGAACCUUAUAAUUCUUCAGAUUAUCUCCUAUUUCAUGGCUGGAUACGGGGUCUACCUGCAUGGCCUGGAGUUUUUAUCAACAGAGCACCAUGCGCGCUUGAUUGACUGCUUCAACACCAUAUACCUUGCUCGGGGGAGCUUUCCGAUUGUCAAGUACCAGAGCGGUGGAUCGGUACCAGGAGAGCUUGCUCUGAAUGACUUUUCAACAUGCAUGUUCACAGGGUACAUCGUCAUCAUCCUUCCUGAACUCAUAUAUCAUGAAGAUGGAUCGAUUAGCCUCUCGACAACUGGUCGUAAUAUGAAUAGCCUAUUCAACCAGGCAAAAAUAGAAGCUUUUCUUGACAGUUUUGGUUCUAGUUUGGCCACUUCUGCCACCAAAUUGAACACCCUCCUUACAGGGGCUCUUUGCAAUCUUUCCGUGUCUUUACCAACUGGCAGCAGGCAGCCCCCAGGUACGCGGUUGACUAAUGAACGCGGUGACUUACCGGAAGGAAAGCCCCGCUGUAAGAUUAUGGCGCAGCUGUAUGGGGCCAUUCUUACGGAUUUUCUCGGAAUUGUACACUUUGACCCUACACUUGUGCGGACUACCUUCAAGUGUCUUCCUAACGCUGAGGUCUUGAUGCCUAUCCCAAGCAACCACGUUCUUUACCACCUCUUUAAGAAGAAGGGGGAAGCUCACGCAGAGUCCUUCUAUGAGAUAUCUCUCCUUCUCAAUGCCAUGCAGAGCGCGUGUCCAAAACUGUAUCCAGACGAUAUUGAUAUCAUAUAUAAACGAGCUCGUGACACGACAAACACUUUCAGUGUGGCCAUUACUACUGCUCUUUUGCUGAUUGGACAGGUCUAUUCCCUCUCAAUAAGGGAUUUUCUUAUCAAGGUAGUUGCCUUUGCCUUUCGACUCACAAGUGCUCAAGUCAGCCACAUUCACAAGAUAGUCGCUAGCCUAAACAAGUUACUUAAUCUUAGUACUGAAGAACCCGUCCUCAAGAAGGCUCUAGCGCGUGAUAUACCUGCAUCUCGGUCACAUGUAUAUGAUACUUCAGCAGACCACAGUACCGCGCAGAAGCAAGAUAAGCAGCAUGAUAGUGAGCAGGAAGAUAACCAACUUACUAAUGUUCAGGCUGAAGCAGACACUUUUAAGAUAAAUUAUACCAGAAGCCCAACUGCCUCAUUGAGCCAGAACAUCUGGGCUUGCAUCAAGCAAACAUUAUCAUCACAGUAUGUACAGUUCUGCGAGGCAGCAUCAGAGCAGGUCAAUAUAAUAGGUCCUCUGGGCACAGAUCUGCUUCUCGUCUGCCUGGAGUUUCUACAAUUAGGACCUUGCGCCCUUUUCUCAAACAAUCAGAGCGUACAAGUGCUAGAGUGUUAUGCAACAAUACUCUCCAAAUUUGGACGCUUGCAGCCCUUCUUUGUCCAUUCCAUCAACGACUUACAUCACCACAGUGAUACUAUUCGCCGUUUGGGGUCAUCUGCUCUUGUUGUUCUUCUUAUCAAUGAUACAACAGGGAAUCUGGGACCGAGCCUGUAUGGCGCCUUGUUAGCGUUUAUGAACCCAGUACCACACCUCUCGAUGACGAAUGGAGUAGAGCUAGAUUGCGAGUUGUCGGCAAUGUUCAAUGCUUCUCACACUGGAGACUCUCUUGUCAGUAAGUAUGGACGCCCUAAGGUUCUAGUUAUCACCACAGGAUCAUUUUUGGAGGACAAAAUGUUGGCCACACCAAUGGGGUUGAUCCCUCACCGAAUCGUCAUAGACUCGUCCGUCAUGCGUACAGAGGCCCUUAUUAAAUUGCUUGUGCUAAACUCUUUUAAGCUAUCUUCUGCUACUGCCAAUCACAUGCUUGACUAUAUUCACGAAAAGAUGACUCAAUGCACCAUAGACAAUAUUGAAAACCUAGACACGGCAAAGGAGUACUUCCGUAAGAUGUGCACACCACCGUGUACAGAUGAGGCGUCGGCCCUGCAGAUGGGCCUGCGACGACUACGAUUUAUUAGCAGUUUGUUCUAUAUCUUAGUAUUACAUUAUUUCGACCAAGCAACAGCGGUCUUUUCGAUGGCGCCAGACCUGCGGGGCUGGAGGAUCCUUCGCAGCACAUUCUACUACUAUCUUGUUUGCUGCAAGGUAUGUGUGUUCAAGCCCCCAGAUGUGCGCUCGUUCACAGCAGAGCAACUAGCAGAACGAUUGGUGGCUACCAAUCAGCAGCUAACACGUAAGCCUCAGCACCAGUCUUCUAUUACUACUCAAAGCAAACCGCCAGCCCUUCAAAGCCCGUCAAGCAAGGGCCUCGGAGGCAUCAGUUCAAGACGUGGAGAUGCAGGUACUGUCGCCAGCUGCAAUACUAACAGAACUGCGCGAUUAACCAACCUGAUCAAUCCUUCCUUAUCCUCGUUAUCCACACGACAUGACCUUACCAUUAUCCCAAGGACACCUAGCAUGAAGAGCCCAACUACGCAAACAGACCCUUCAAAGACUCCAAAAGGGACCAACAUGGAUCUGAUGAAUAGUCUAAAACCAGAGGCUGAGCUUCAGUUUUCGGCACAUACAACGAUCAAUCUGUCGCAUGUUUGGUGUGCCGAGCAUAUUGGCUCAUUCUCCAGCGCUUUGGCCAUGUUUGGAGAGCGCCGAUUUACCUUCUUUGAUAUUUCUCUGUCGGAUGAGUUCCUUAUAGAGUAUGUUUAUAGGGCCGAAUCUUAUGAGCAGGCAUGUUUCAAUCUCCUAUGUCCUGUCUUCGCUGCUGUCUGGACUAGCGUGUCUUUGGCAUACGUUCAGUACAUAAGAGGGAAAGUGCACAGGCUCUCUAAACUCUGGAUGAAGUACCUUAGCUUUCACAGCAAGCAUACCAUCCCCCUUCUUCUCAGUAGGUUCUCUAAUGACAAGCUUCUUCAGAAGAGCCUGGAGGUGUGUCUUACGCACAUUGAAGAGACGCUACCGCCAGAGUAUCCUUACGAGCAACAUAAGUAUGCAUACUUGGCGGUUGUAACUGAGAAAGGAUCAUACAUGCAGUACACCUCUGCAAACAGGGCACAUGGAAAUAUGCCUAACAAGCGAUCAACAAACCCUAUACUGAAGUCAGCAAAGCACAAACGUGAUGGCAAUGCAAGUGCCGGGGCUGUAGUUCCUCCGUUGACGACAGGCCCUCUUGCUAAGCAAUCCUCUCGCACAUCUUCAGCUAUAAAAGAGCAGACAAACCACUACACUUAUCUAAAGUUUCUUCCUUACAAGUUUGGCCAGAGUUUGAUGACCAGCUCUCAGACGGACAACUAUCUGAAGCCGACAUCUGUACACAAGCUUGCUCUACACUUUGACAUGCUUCGCUCUCAGCUUAUUUUCUUCAUUGCAAUCUGCAUUCUGGGCGGUGUCUCCGUCCACCUGCUCGGUCCUCGUUAUUCUGGAAAGACAACGCUGAUUCAAGCUGCACAUGCUCUCAUCCAUGAAUAUUCUGUGAUGCAGCUCUACCUACCCAGCAGUUGUGAGGAAAAUAAGAUCUUUUUGGCAGAUGCAGCCCGUGAAUUGUAUCUGACCAACGGCAACGAACUCAGGUUUCCAGGCCGACAGAUCCUCCAUAUGCACUUUACCGUUCUUUUUCUAGACAAUGGCAAGUUUGAGCAGGCCCAAGAAAGUGUGCUCGACGAGCUUACAAAGCACGCCGGUCUAGAUAUAGUCGCUCUUUUCCUGGGAGAACGUGUUCUCUCUCUCAAUUCUCCCGGCAAUAUAUCAAUAUCUCCAGAGGGCGAUAGUCACCAAUCCCUCUUAGGAACCGUUGACGCACCAACCCUUUCUAUUACCUUUGAGAGCGAAUUUUAUCCACCGCAACUCCAGUGCAGCCAACUAAUUAACAUAGUGGUUCCUGACACUGGACGCGCUUUCCUGAUUGAUCUCUUGCUAAACCAAAGACGAUAUCUCGACAUCUCCUCCAUACUUACUAGAGUGUAUCCCGGAUUAAAUUGCCAAGAAGAAGCUAGUGCUAAUGAAACUACGAAGAUAGCUCCUGGAUUCAACUUGACCACAGAUCAAGCCAUAACUUCAUUAAAUGAGCUUUCUGCCACAUGGAUCAAGCAACUCAUUGACGGUCUCUUGCUCGUAAAAGAUCAAAUACCUGUAAGCCUUCUUCGCCUGCUUGCAGAGAUGAAACGGCUCAGCAUUUUCUCCACAGAUCAAGUCCAGGACAUCCAAAUGCGGCUUUUUACUGCGUCUUCUGUCUUCUUGGCGCUUCGUUUCAUUUCUGAAAUCACAGCCCCAACCAUAAUCAACAUUAUAGAUGCCCUACGUGGAUCACUCGCUAUGGGCAAGCUGAGUCCAAUCGGUCCCUGGGGUAUUCUUACUAGCUCUGAUACGGCUGCUUUUGCAAAGGCUAAUAAGCUAUUAGAACUCUGCGGGGUAACAAAGUUACAAAUGGAGCUGUCAUGGGAAACCGAAACUCUUCGAAUUGCGCGCGAAAACUCGCAGAUCCUGGAAGACUCAGAAGCGUCUGACAGUGACACAGUCAUAGAUGGUACCUGUGAUACAUCUGAAGCAAGCAACGAUCAAAGUCUUUCGGAGGUGGCAGGGUCCUAUUCUUCCUUUAAACCUCACCUUCGUCAGCCUCCAGCAAUUUUACGAGUAGAUGGCCCCAAACCAGAAAAACAGUCACAAAAAACCGCAACAGAUCCGUCCUUAACAAAGUUUGAGGAGAGCUGCGUUGUGCCAUCUCUGUGUGUGCAGAUGCGGGGCUACAUAGAAAUGCGGAAGAAGCUAAAGAUUCUUCUCGGAUUAAAAGCUUUCAGAGGCGUGAAAAUAAGCUCCCAGACAUCUCUAGGAUUAAGACAGAGUAGUAGUGAAGUCUUCAAGGCGUAUAUUCACGCCUUCACCAAGUAUGUAGUGACAAGGUGUUCACCAGGCUUGGCCAACAGAAUUUUCACCGUGCACCUAACCAUUCAAUAUGAUCUAGAGCUGCGUGAGAAAAGCGUCUUAAUGAUGCUCCAAAGCCUGCGCAAUCCACACGGGUUCCGAAAGCAGCAUGGAGAUAGUGCACUGGAAUACUUCUCCCGGCUACAGCUGGAUAUAAUUACCACAAUUCUUCGAAAGCAAGAUAUUAGCAGCUCUCUACUAGAUAUUGUUCUUAUGCUGGCUUCGUUUGGGGGCUACAAGCUGUACGGCGGUAGAGCGCUCAUCAAGCUCCUUCUCCGCGUUCCAUCUAGUGGAAUGGAAUACACCCUUGGUCCGGCAACGCUAGACACUCAGGUUUACAAAGAAAGCACUGCUUCAACAGGUGCCAAGGAGGUUAAUGAUGACAGUACACGUGCCGCUAUAGCUGCAGCCCUAGGCUCUGUGAAAAAGGACGCUGCAAGCAAGGACCGGACGCAGUCGUCAUCUUCUACAUUGAUCACUAAAACUAAGCUGGCGCAACACCUAGAUAUAAAGGUCCGCGAUAGCUUAGAAAUAGAGCGUCAACUAGAGAAGUAUUCUGCUUUUGAUAUAGAUGAUACGACACAGACACAAUCAGCAGACGAGUCUCUUGAUAGAAAAACAUACAAGAUUAUUCUGAGUGUAGACGUGUUCUUGACUCAGCAAAACCUGGACUUGAGCGAUGAUGUAGUACAGGCUGCCAAAAACUCUUCUUCGGGGCUGAGCAUCUCUACAGAAAAGUUAACCCCCUCCCAAGUACCGUCCAGUAUAUUUGAUGAGUUCAUCAAAUCCUUGAUAAGCAAUGUAGGUCGUCGCGGAGAGUCGCAGAUGGUAUACUACCUUCUUCGAGGAGUCUUCUUAUUGGCCUUACAGAUCAAUCCCAUACUCGCGCUAAAGUCAAUAACGUUCAUGGAGGCCCUGCAGUUUUGCAAGGUCAACAACGGGGUGAACCCAGACAUAAUCUCCAGCAAUAUACUUGAUGCCCAUUUGCGUGAGUUCUUCGCCAUUUAUAACAUCUCGUCUCUCGAGCAUGUCUGGAUUGAACCAACAUACUCCUUCUUCGUGGUCAGUUCCCUUGCGCAUCUGCAGCACGUAGACUCUCUUAAGGUCAUUCAUGGCUUGUCGUCCUUGGGCCAUGCUGGAAACAUUUCUUUACGGUUAUUUACACCAGCUGAGCUAGUUACUCUCUGCCUUUUAGCUAGCGAGCGUCACAAAUUGGGUGUCGUCAUAGAUACUAGUACACUAAUUAGUAUAGCGUCUCGCAAUUUAGCCAUCCUCCUUAUUGCGGACAUGCCUACCCCAAUUGGUAUGAAGCUCCCGGAAAGCCCGGUGCUAAGGCACUUUGCAACAGACAUCAGUGCUAUCUCAAUGCAGUCUGGGACAGAAGACACGGCUGCUGCUCAUGGUUCUUCGUCUAUGUCUCGUGCAGUGAGCUUCUCUAUUGCUAACACAUCUUUGGUACGGAAGUCUGUCUUGAGUAGUAUUCCCCUGCUCUUACUCUCGGAGAAUCAGCGCUACUUUUCGCUAAAUCGCAACUAUUUUACACUAGCAGCUGGAUACAAACAGGACAUUGCCGGCCUCGAUGCACAGGGCAAGAGGUAUCGAGGAGUCCGCUACAUUCAUAUUCUAGCUACUACAGAGGCGGUCGCAGCAGCUACACUGCAUGUCUAUUUAUUUGUCACCGCCAAUCUUCUUCCGGACUCGAUUUUUCUGACCUUUGAAAGGUUCGCAGAGCUCUCAAAACUACUGUACGAGCAGCGUGUGAGAUACUACACUGCAUUUCUACAUUCUUGUGAUAUUCUUUUGCAAACAAUCAAGUUGCUAAACACGGGAAUCUAUUGCCAAAUGUUUUCUCCAACGAUACGCGAAAAUAUCAUAGCGUACAAAGAUAAUUUAACACUUCUGAAGAACUAUCUCUAUCCUUAUUACAAACGUGCACUUGUGUUACUUCGCAACGCCCCCUGUGACUGCCCUGCAGCUGUAGCACGUGUAUAUGCCGGAUCACUCCGUAAGGACGCAAUCGCCUCUGAUGAAGCAUUUGAAACAGCUCUUUCUCAACAUCUUAAGACAACUGGAUUUGAUAGGCUAUCAAUUAUUCAUAAUGCAGGAACUGGGGGCUUUGCAGAUACCUUGUUUGGGUCUAGCAAAGCGGGUCUAGAUGUCAUCACAGAUACGUAUCUACGUGACAUCAUAGAUACUAUCACGUGUAUGUUCGAUGAUUGUGAUGUACCGUUUGCUGAGGCUCACCAAUCAAGCGAAGUGUUUAAGGCAAACGCUCCUCCACCAGGAAAGAAUUAUUCAGAGAUACUCAUGGCCCGCAACAGUACACUGCCCUUUAACCUCACCGCCUUUCCAUCUGCCUUUUUAGGGAUCUGUCUAGACUCCUUCUAUCCGCAAUGGGAUGUGGGCGCAGCAUGCUACUUGACGCGGUUCAUCUUCUUUGCAAACGCUACGGUGCUACAAGAAAUACUAAGCCUGAUCCUUGCAAUUUCUCUGGGGACACGUUUGUGUUUCAUUGAAAAGGCUCUCGCACUUCCGCUUGCUAUCGCUUCUGAGCUCCACUUCAUUACAACGACUCCUCAGGAAUAUGAAGAGCGCAAGGAAGAGCUAGCAGCAUGCCGCGGAAACGAUGGGCGGUACACUCUGGAAAGCCUUGUCGGGAUCAUUUAUUGGAUAAAUGCAGCACAGAACGUUGCCACAUUCAACUUGGAGCUGGCCAAGGCCUUCUCCCAAGACAAGGCGAUAGGGUUUACAAACGUGCUCUUUGAAAAUAUCACUCAAAUUAACGUGCAUCAGACGAACGCCCAUGAAAGCGAAAUCUCCGUCCUCAACAUGCGCACUCUCAUGGCGCUCUUCAAGUUAGUUGGAUCUCGUGUGUCAGACAAGAAGUCCCCCAUUAAAUUGAACGGCAUAUCUAUCACCCCCGUGCGUCCUCUUCAUGAAUACAGGUACUAUAUUGGUCUAUCUCAGGGGACAAAGUUCAGCUCAAUUGUGGCCUCUGGGAUCAUGAGCUUUGAAGUGAUUAACUCUUCUAUCUUGAUCCAGCCAAAGUAUUCCAAUAUCAAUCUAUAUCUAAAAUAUUUAGAACUACAGACUCCAAGUGCUCUUGAACUACAAGUGGUACAAACAUACAGUUUUACAGAAGCUCACCUGCAGAACGUUCUCUUGUAUCUCACCACUCCACUGGAGAAGACGCGACCAAUGAUGGGACAUCGUCUUCUUUUUUCCACAGCUGAUCUCAUGAGAUUGCUGAAGAGAAGCAGUGAAAUCAACAGUAAGUUUGUCAUUGAGAAGCAUGGGACCCAUCUGAAAAAGGCAAUCAUGAAUCCAGGGACAUUCGUUCACCUGCUGGAUGAGAAUGAAGACGAUGUCUCCUCCGGUCAAAGGUUAGGCAAGCAGCGAAGAAACUGUCUGAACCACGAUACUUGUGAUGAGAUGACGUUCCUUCUGACCACACCCGUUUCAUAUUUUGACUUAGAGUUGGCUAUGCGCCUCUGUGAGCGAUCUAUUGCUCUUGCAAACUUUCGGCUACAGCUUGAGCAUGAGGCGACUGAACUAGCAUCUAAAGCAGAGUUUGCCAAGCAUUGUGCAAGGGGCAUGGUUUCCAUUCUCAUCAUAUGCCAGAAGCUGAGCUGUGUGAUGCCUACCUUAGCACGAAUCUUCACCGAUCAUUUCUUUGCGCACUUCUUCCUGUACCUAGAUGAGCAACUGGAAACGCCUCAGUGGAAGGGUGUACCUCUUUCCCACGUAAUAUCCCAUAUUCUUCUUCCUUAUAUUAACGCCAGAGUAUACCGAAUGGUUCCAAAGGCCUGGGGAAUGCCUGUCUGCGACUUGAUGAGCCUUAUCUUUUCGUGUGCUCUCAGCGAAUGUUCCAUAGAUAACCUAUUUCUUCUCAGGUUCAUUUUAAGCUCGGAUUUGCGAGAAAAGGCUAUUCGAGUUAGCCCAUUCUAUAACAUCCACGACGAGCGGUGUCAGCGAGCCAGAGACCUCAUGGAUACAGCACCAUUUUCAUUUCAGGCAUCCAUAGCAACUAAUUAUACAUGGAGGAACAUCUCACUACUUUACCCCCAUUCAGAGCGAGUACUCUCGUGGCUGGACUACUUCACAAGCAACAACUUUAUGUUUGUCAGUCUAGUGACAAGCUUAGAUCCAUACAAAAUGAUACUUGGCCAUUACAUCUUCAAGGAAUCUCAGAAGGCUCAUGCAUCCACCACAGAUAAGACUGGUAAUGUAUCCGAGCAGUCCUACAUCACGCCUCUGUUUACGGAAGAGUGUGAGAAUAUAUACCAUAGCAAUGCGGAGCUCCCUCUUCCUACUGACUUGCAGGUUCCAUGCUAUAAUAACGUGCUCCAGUCGUUGGUCUUUAGCUUAUCAAUCACACAGUUACAUUUGUCUCAAAACUUCAAGCUUUUUGGCACAGCCAAUAGGUUAUGUAGCUUCAGAAACGAAAUACAACAUAGAGAUACCAUCCUCAAAGAAGCACACGAAGCAUAUUGUAAAAACCAAAACCUCAUUCCUGAAUUGACGUAUCCAGCAGUGAUAGGGAUAGUCUGGUACAUCAUAAUGGUGUGUGGAUACAUUCCCGAUAUAGCAACCAUAGGGAAAAGUUCCCACACCUACGAUCCCGCUCAUUGCAUUAAGCCUAUGCUCACUACAGACACACGCUACGAGCGGAAGAUGUCGUCAAGGAGUUAUGCCGAUGGAAUAGGCUCUUGCACUCUUGUUAUCUUCUAUGAGGAAGGUAUGAGCAUACUGGACCUUGUCAUUGACAGGUUGGAACGUAGUCUCUUCGAUGAGCUCAAGUUGGCUCCAUGCGUAAUAACGUCUAGGCCGACCGAGGAUGAUUUCCGAACAAAAACGGUUAUUGUUGAUGCUUCUAUUGACACAAAGGAAACAAUUGACAGGCUCAUAACGAUGUAUAACAAAGGAUGGAGGGCAGCAAGCCUACUGAUUGUGCUGAUUCCCGUCCACGUAGGCCAAUUCUAUGCCGAGGAAGCUAUAUCUCGUAAGGAGCAGCGCUCAAGGCUCUUAGAAAAUGAAGCAGACACCCACCAUAUGGCCGCCAGCAAUCCCCAGGUGCAAUACAAUAGUCUCAGCUAUUCGUUGGGAGUAUUUAUGUCUAUAUCUAAUGGCUCUCGUUACUAUAUAGAAGGCCCAAAGACACUUUCAGACGCUGUGGUGUAUCUAGUGACAAUCUCCCUGUGCGUCUUUAAAAAGCACGAUUUGGACCUUUCCAGCCUAAAUAGCAAGAGUUUUGCGCUAUACUGCUCGCUACUACUUCAGAAUGCACUGCUGAAAAGCGAUCGUGGACGUAUGUAUUCAGACUCAAGAUUUCUAACGUCUCUGCUACAUCUUAUUGGGAUGAAAAAGGCUGAAGGAAUGCUUUCCUUGUCAUCGCAGCUUAUAUCAGAGUAUAUACUUGCUGCUAGGAGCCAAGAUGAAGCCUCUAUCAGCGCAAAGAAAGCUGGUAAUGUGUCACCGGCUUUGGACAUUCAUCAGUCAGAUCGGGAAGCCCACCUAUCCAUAUAUUGCAACUUUUUUGGCCCGCAUCCAGCAAUCUCGGGCCCAACAGUGGCAUUUUUAAGCACUUACUACAGUCACAAUGUUCCUAAAAUGCUCUUCGGUAUGCCCUGUAAGUGGCUUGCAGAUGCGUCCUCUGUGCAUCUCAUACUAGAUGGCAAAUUUGACCAGGCAUCGCUUGCAUUGACUAUUGCCAGGGCUAGGUUAGGACGGGCAUCAGUUGAGGCUGACACCAGUGAGAUCGAGGACAUCCUUCUAGAUAUUAGAAACGCACAGUGCGAUGAAUCAUCAGAGGCCCUUAGCUCCCUGUCUAUGUCAAGCGUAGGUAGUACCAGCUCUGCACUAUCAACUCAAAACACGCAUACAAGCGAGGGGACAAGUGUUCUUACCAGACAGGCCUUAAACGAUGAUGCCACACUGCUGGAGAAUAGGCUUGAAGUUACUGCCACCGAGCUGACGAAGAUUGUACCUAGAACCAGGCAGAUUGAAAAGGUGUCCUGUGAUAGCAAGACAGCGUCCUUCCUUAGGCUUCCCAAUGAAGAGGGGGCAUUGGCCAUCGAGCGCAUAUUGAAGACGAUUAAGCGGUAUGAGCAUAACAUCAUUUUAAAGGACAGUUCUCAGAAGGAAAGGUCCCCAGCUGAGGCAGAGCGGCUAACGCAACUAACGGCUAGCGAUCUUUCAUCUCUUGAAGCGCUCAAAUACCAAGUCUUUAAUAUGGUGCCUAUCACAUACGACAAUUCCCUCUGUAAUAGAAUGUACCGGGAGAUCUUUACUAUUGGUCUUUCCCAGGAGGUAAUGACAUACCUAGAUGGCCAUCCCGUGUAUAAGAAUAUGUUUGCAGACACUACUAUUCAACAAGAAGAGGCAGACUUGCUGAAGAGCAUUAGGACAAUCUUGUAUCUUUCAGAUGGCUACUGUCAGACCAGGAGAACCACCCUUCCCUACUUCAGAACAUCCCUCACAGAGCGUGCGCCCGUCUUUAAGAUAUAUAGCGACAUGUAUUGGGAGCUUAGGGUAGAUAUCUACCAAUCCGUGUUAGGGAACAUUCUCAAAUGGGCAAUGCUCCUCCACCAGUCAACUGGGAAAGGCAGGGACAGAGAACGGAAGACCUUUGUGCUACUGGCCAGCAGACCAACCGCAAUCCAACAAUAUAAAAUAGAUUGCCAGAAUAAUCUUGUCUUUUCAAUUAACGUUGCCAAAAAGAAAAAACUUGAUAAGAAAGCGCGUGAGAAACCAAGCACCGAUUUAUUCAUGAUAAAGCUAACUGGCUUCCGACUGUUCAAUAUCGCUUACGACCCUAUAGAGGACACCGUCGCUGACGCUACACCAGAGUCUGUUCUUGGCUAUACUCAAUCAUAUACUUUCUACGCUGUCUUGGUAGACACUGAUUACUGUGAGCAUAACAACAGUUGCCUGAAUAGAAGCGACCUCAAAACAGCACUGGACAUGUAUAAAUCUGGCCUAGUUGGAACAACUACUGAAAUGGGAGAUGCAAAUAAGACAGGCGAUGCAUUGGACGCAGAAGACGGGAUUGACGAUCUGAUAGGGAUAGAUGGAGCAUCGUACUGCUCAGCAGAAGAAAAUGAGCAUGCAACGUGCUUCGUGUCCAUUCCAGUAAUCAUCGAGGGCACCAUCAGUGGGAUGCAGUUGUUCCUAAGAAACAAAACAGGCCUCCAACCUCUUGACGUCUCCAUUAAGGGGGCAUACUGCAGUACAGGCUAUCUCUACUGA